AUGAAGACCACGUACAACUUACAAGCCAUCAGUAUACAGCCACGGCCGGCCGCCAGUGGUAACGGCAGGAUAGGAGGACAUAAGAUUGAAGUUUCCACCGACAAUACCACCUGGCUAGUCGUUGCACUUGGCACAUAUAACAACGAUGCAACCACCAAGAAGACGACAUUUGUCACGAGACCAGCCAGAUAUGUAAAGAUUACAGCAACAACCGAAGCGCAACAGGCAAGCAACCCAUGGACCUCAAUCGCUGAGGUCAACGUCUUCCAGGAUGUUGUCAACUCGUCCCCGACUCCCUAUACACCACCAGUAGCCGGGAAAGGCUCAUGGGAGAAAACGAUUGACUUCCCUUUGAUUCCAGCUGCUGCUUCGCUCCUCACCAAUGGAAAAAUACUUUUAUGGUCAUCUUUUGCGAAAGACAAUUUCGAUGGCCGCGUGUUUACUAUUGGCGGCUCAUGGAGUGGAGCUAGAGGUGGCAAGAAUGGCGAAAUCUUCGAUCCUGCUGCGAAUAUUUGGUCUUUGCUAUCAGGCGCGUUGGUCAGUCCUAUGCUGACCAACGACGCUGGUGGUGUAUGGCGAGCAGACAAUCACGCGUGGCUAUUUGCAUGGAAGAACAAGACCGUCUUCCAAGCUGGUCCUUCCAUCUCCAUGAAUUGGUACGAUACAACGGGAAGUGGUUCUACAACAGGAGCAGGGAAGCGACUGGACGAUGGUCAUGCUAUGAACGGAAACGCGGUCAUGUACGAUGCACUCGCAGGAAAGAUACUGACUGCUGGCGGUGCAUCCGACUACGAGAAUAGUGCCGCCCGCACGAAUGCUUAUGUCAUUACCAUAGGCAGCCCGAAGACGACCGCAACCGUUACAAAGACUCAAAGCAUGACCUACGCCCGCUCCUUCGCAAACGGCGUCGUUCUUCCCGAUGGCACCGUCUUCAUCACAGGCGGUCAAGCAUACGCAAAACCAUUCACGGACGGUACUUCAGCCCUAGUCCCAGAAAUCUGGGACCCAGCAACAGGGCAAUGGUCGCAAAUGAACCCCAUGGCUAUACCACGCAACUAUCACUCCGUUGCUCUCCUCAUGGCCGACGCCACGGUCUUCAAUGGAGGCGGUGGUUUAUGCGGUCCAUGUACACAGUACGGUGGCACUGCAGAUUCGAAUCACUUCGAUGCAGAGAUAUUUGUACCACCUUACCUUCUCAAUAAUGAUGGUACGCGACGAACGCGACCGACCAUCAACAGUGUAGCUUCGUCUGCCAAGCUUGGUGCUACUCUGAGUGUUGCGACUAGUUCGGGAGUCACGACAUUCUCACUCAUUCGCUUUGGUACUGCAACACAUACCGUUGAUACUGACCAGCGGAGGAUCCCAUUGACGCCUACUGGGAGCGGGACCAGCUUCACAGUUACUGUGCCGGCGGAUCCAGGUGUUGCUCUUCCAGGGUAUUGGCUCUUGUUUGCGAUGGAUGCUGUGGGCACGCCUAGUGUGGGGAAGAUCAUCAAGCUGAGUGUGUAG
This is a messenger RNA of Parastagonospora nodorum SN15, 1509 nucleotides long. RefSeq lists its product as hypothetical. NCBI's taxonomy places the organism in Eukaryota, Fungi, Ascomycota, Dothideomycetes, Pleosporales, Phaeosphaeriaceae. Gene Ontology annotation, molecular function: protein binding. Bases 1 to 1509 code for a protein of 502 amino acids. The record is from RefSeq and is a predicted model, not a curated record. The transcript is spliced from 2 exons.